Vicia villosa (hairy vetch) is the source of this 519-nucleotide messenger RNA. RefSeq lists its product as uncharacterized. Bases 1 to 519 code for a protein of 172 amino acids. The record is from RefSeq and is a predicted model, not a curated record. Gene Ontology annotation, molecular function: RNA-DNA hybrid ribonuclease activity; nucleic acid binding. The transcript is spliced from 2 exons. NCBI's taxonomy places the organism in Eukaryota, Viridiplantae, Streptophyta, Magnoliopsida, Fabales, Fabaceae.
AUGGUUGCUGGUAGAUUUGCAGUUAUGAUGGAUGAGUUUUGGAAAAAUAGAAACGAUUUUAUUUGGCAUAAUGAGAAGGAGGAAGCACCUAAAUUGGGUAUGAUUGCAUUUCGUAACUGGCAUAAUUGGCUUACAACACAAAGAACUCAAGGGAGAGAGAAUAACUUUCAGAAUAUCACAAAUUGGAACCCACCAGCGGAAGGAUGGUUAAAGUGCAAUGUGGAUGCGGGGUUUAACAAUCACGUUGGGACUACUAAUAGGGGAUGGUGUAUCGUGAUAAAAGAGGUUGUUCAAGCCAUCCACUCCGACCACGAGGGUGGCUCGGAAUUUAGUUUAAUUAUUAUGUCUAUUAAAAUUUUAUUACAUGUUUUCUCCAACUUCGAGGUGAAGUUUAUUAGGCGUCAAGCGAAUUCGGUUGCCCACUCCCUCGCGAAGGCGGCCAAUUCUUGGGCUAGACGCAGUGUUAUUCAUAUGAUUCCUCCUUGUAUUGAACAUCAUGUGUUGAAUGAAAGUCAUUAA